Messenger RNA from Aspergillus campestris IBT 28561, 1105 nucleotides. RefSeq lists its product as uncharacterized. The record is from RefSeq and is a predicted model, not a curated record. NCBI's taxonomy places the organism in Eukaryota, Fungi, Ascomycota, Eurotiomycetes, Eurotiales, Aspergillaceae. Bases 259 to 804 code for a protein of 181 amino acids. The transcript has 2 exons.
UUUUUUUUUCAAAAAAAGAAAAAAAGCAAAGGUUGCGAACUGCGGCGUCGGAUCGCUCACUGGGAUCGGAGUGAUGAUUUGUCGCCAAGUAAGAAGCCCCUUUUGGAAUCGAUCUUCGGCACGUUUCUUGAUAUCGGUUCAACCUUUUUCUCUUUUCAACCCCUCGUCCAAUUUGAAACACUUGAUUUACCCCUCUUCGAUCGGUGAUCGUUUGAUGCGUGGGGAAAGCUGUCUUCCUGCAGCAAGACGGGUGCGGAGAUGACUCCGAUGGGGAGACCGUUACUGGCAGACGAGGUUCUUCCUGGCUCGAGCCGGCGCAAAGUAGUUGGCACGAGAAAGACCAAAAAAAAAAAAUUAAUCGAAAUUAAGGACAAGGCAAAAGAGACACCGAAAUCAAGGCGAACACUAGUAUUAAUUUCCAAUGACAGGGUUCUGCACGUCAACCAGGCCGUGUGCGCUGCGCAUGUGGUUGAGGGUCAGCAGAGCCCCUCCGCAAGACAGCUAGCUGUAUGUAAGAUACCGAACUCGAACAGGGAAAUUCCGCGCUGGAUUGACUGGACGGGGAGUUGGCGCAAGGCUGCGAGGGAUGGAUGGGUAAUCGGCGACGAGGAUGGAGGCUGCAAUGCAGGAUUGCCUGACAACACAGUGACGCAGGAGGUCCAAAGAGGAAGGGCGCAGAGGAGCAAUCGGAGACUGGACCGAGUAAGAGAAAAGCGCGCGGAGUGUCGCAAUGGUCUAGUGCGUGUUUCGAUGUCUAAUAAGUUGCCCAGCUUGUCCUGCACGGUUACGUGGAAAAUGUACUGAAAAAAAGGACCUGCAGCCAAAAGAAAAGAAAAGUGGUAAAAAAAAAGGCCGCCAGUUGAAGUAUAUUGUCAGGAAAGGCGAUGAUCAUGCGACGGGGAAGGCGGACUGGCGGCAGGGUAUCUAUCCUUCGUUCCCGGGUUUCGGAUCGGUCCCAAACCUGUGGAUUGUUUCGACAAGAGAAUAAGAAAGUUGAAUUGAAUUGAUAGAGGAAGAGGAAGGAAAGGAGAGAGUGGGGGGGAGCUGGAAUAGAAUUUCUGGGAGACAAGAGAAAGUCGAAAGAUGUUCGACGGGUCUUCUUAAG